CUCUGACCGUGAAGUUUCUAACCAAGAGGUUUAUAAGCGAAUAUGAUCCGAACUUGGAGGACACCUACGCCUCAGAGGAGCUGGUGGACCAGCAACCUGUGCUGCUGAAGGUGAUGGACACCGCCGACCAGGAUGGGCCCGGGAACUGCGAGCGCUACCUGCGCUGGGCCAGUGCCUUCCUCGUCGUCUACAGCAUCAAUGAUAGGAAGAGCUUCGAGGGCUGCCAGUGCUACCUGGAGGUCCUCGCCCUGCAUGCGAGGGGCUGCCAGCGUCGCUGCCCCGUGCUCCUGCUGGGCAAUAAGCUGGACAUGGAGCAGUACAGGCAGGUGCCCGCAGCCGAAGGGAUGUCCCUGGCGAGCAGAUUCGGGUGCCUCUUCUACGAGGUGUCGGCAUGCCAGGACUUCGCGGGGGUGCAACACGUCUUCCACGAAGCCGUGCGAGAGGUACGGCGCCAGGCAGAGCGGAGCCUGCCUGUCCGGCCGCUCUUCAUCACCGAGGAGCGUCCCUGCCCGCCGGUGGCCACGCCGGUCACCCUGCCCACCCGCCACGGCUUGGCCAGCUGCACCUUCAACACCCUCUCCACCGUCAACUACAAGGAGAUCCCCUCGGUGGCCCAGGCCAAGCUGGUCACUGUCAAGUCCUCGCGGGCUCAGAGCAAGAGGAAAGCUCCCACGCUCACCUUGCUGAAAGGUUUCAAGAUAUUUUAG
Molecule: messenger RNA, 707 nt
Organism: Cariama cristata (Red-legged seriema)
Lineage: Eukaryota; Metazoa; Chordata; Aves; Cariamiformes; Cariamidae
Gene: RASL12
Product: RAS-like, family 12
Exons: 4
Molecular function (GO): GTPase activity; GTP binding
Source: RefSeq, a predicted model, not a curated record